Messenger RNA from Knipowitschia caucasica, 2121 nucleotides. The record is from the annotation of a GenBank genome assembly. NCBI's taxonomy places the organism in Eukaryota, Metazoa, Chordata, Actinopteri, Gobiiformes, Gobiidae.
AUGGCGGACCGGAGGAGACGCAGGCGGCGCGCGUCUCAGGACAGCGAUGAGUCUGACUCUUGCUCCGAGUCCAGUGGAUCCUCCACGGGAUCCACACGCUCCAGCAAGGCCCGGGGACGAGAGCUGCGAGAGCCCCGGGAACCGCGAGAACCAGAGCCCGCAGUCCAGGAGGCAGUGACCGGGAAGAAAAGCCCCGAGGAGUCCGAGUGUGAGAGUGAAGAUGGAGUGGGAGAAGCUGUUUUGUCCGACUACGACAGUGCAGAUGCAGAGAACGGUUCUCAUUCAGAGGGAGCAGAGGAAGAGGAGGCAUUCACGGAGGAAACCACCACCGAACAGGAAGUGAUCAAAACUCCGCCCACUGAGGCCCCGCCCUCUGAAGCCCUGCCCACUGAAGACACAGCCACACAAGACUCUCCCACACAAGACUCUCCCACUCGAGAUGAAGACCAGUCCAGAGAUGAUACGAAAGAAAAGAACAAUGUGACAGGGGAAAGACAGAGCGGAGAUGGACAGGAGUCCACAGAACAUCCUGAGACCAAACUUGGAGGAAAACAAAAGCUGGACGACGACGAGGACCGAAAGAACCCAGCCUACAUCCCACGAAGAGGACUUUUCUUUGAGCAUGACCUGAGAGGAGCGACUCAGGAGGAGGAGAGGCCCAAAGGCAGGAACCGGAGGCUGUGGAAGGACGAGGGCCGCUGGGAACAUGACAAGUUCCGAGAGGAAGAGCAGGCGCCAAAGAGCCGUGAGGAGCUCAUCUCCAUGUACGGCUACGACAUCCGCAACAACACACGCACCAGUGGGCGAGGAGGCAACACCGGGGGUGCCAGAGAGCAGAGGAGGGAGCGCAGGACCAGACCCUCGGUGUCUCCGGAGCAGCGCUGGAGAGAGGCCCCCAGAGGCCCCUCACAGGCUCCGCCUCCUCACAUCAUCAACCAAUCAGCGCCUUGCGCUCCCAGAACUAGAGCCCCACCACCCAGGACCCGACCACAGAACAAUGGACCCUACAAGAGUGAGGCCAUCAGUGCACGGGCCCCUAACAGCAGAGGGGAGCGGAACAGCCCGCAGGUGGCGCUGGAGUUCACAGCAGGAGGAGGGGGUGUGGCCACAGCACGAGGGGGGCGUGGUUUCAGGGAUGACAUUACUGUGGUUAAUGCAACCAAUCAGGCACUGAGUGAAGGAGGCGGAAUUUAUAAUUCGUCAGAGCAGAAGCCCCUCACCCCCGACCCUGCCCCUCCCAUUACAUCAGCACUGUCCAAUCGCGAGGAGUCUCCGUGUGAGCGUCCGGUGGAGAGGAAGUCUUACUCGCUGGUGCGCAGGACACGCUCACGCCCUGCUGACAUGGGCAGUAAACAGACCUCUGUGGAAGACACACCCCCUGCUUCCAAAGACACACCCACUGACCCACCCACACAGACCAACACGGGUCUAUCCGACAUGGACCAGGAUCUGGCCCGCCUCAGUCUGGGCCAGAACUGGAGCCAGAGUCCAACGUCCUACAUACGCUCCGAGAUUAGAGGUCUGUCAGCGCCUCUGCACGUGCCCAGUGGACAGUUCCAGCCGCUGGAGGAGAUAAGUUCAAAUAGAGCGAAACGCUACUCCUCCCACCGCCAACGGAGUGCCCCCGAGCCCACGCCCCCAAUGCACCUGGGCGUGAUGGAGGGGCACUACUAUGACCCGACCCCAGUGUCUGUUCCGGUGUCGUACCAGGGACCAAUGUACGCCCACGGUGAAGGAGCUGCCCCCUUGCCACCCCAAGGCAUGCUGGUCCAGCCGGAGAUGCACCUGCCCCACCCAGGUCUACAUCCACACCAAUCAGGAGCCCCCAUUACUAACCCCGCACUCUAUGGAGCUCCGCCAGUCUCCCUGUCACCAGGGCAACCACAACAGCUGCUCCCCCCACCUUUCUACCCUCCCCCUGGGGUCAUGACCUUCCCAUACCCCGCCAUGUAUCCCACCCCACAGGCCCAGGCACAGGUGACCUACGGUGGCGUCACGUACUACGACACUGUUCAACAACAAGCGCAGCCCAAACCGUCGCCGCCUCGCCGCACGUCACAACCAGUCACUGUCAAAGCCCCGCCCCCAAUCCACUCCGAGCUCCCCUACGCCUCAGAGUAA